Molecule: messenger RNA, 3338 nt
Organism: Striga asiatica
Lineage: Eukaryota; Viridiplantae; Streptophyta; Magnoliopsida; Lamiales; Orobanchaceae
Source: the annotation of a GenBank genome assembly
GUUCAAAUACAGAGGGACCGAAAGGCGCGAAGCUCGAAGAGCCGUGAGCCGCCAAACAACCGCGAAAACCACCGCCACGAACCGGCGCCGCCGCCUGUUCCCGCCGUCGCCACAUCUCCAUGGGCAAGCAGAAGCAGCAAGUCAUCUCCCGCUUCUUCGCGCCCAAACCCUCCGCCGACGCCACCCCCGGCCCGCCGCAACCGCAAAACCCGCCCUCCACCCCACCGCCCAAAAUCGCCACCACCGUCUCCUUUUCCCCGGCCAAACGAAUCCGUACCGGCCAGCUCAACGCCCUCCACAACAAGCCCCAAAAGCUCAGCCACCCGGCCUCACCCAGCAACACCCCCAAUUUAAUACCCCUACCCAACCCCACCCUCCAUCGAAAAUUCCUCGACAAGCUUCUGGAACCUCCCCAGGACCUCCUCGAACCUUCCAGAAACACCAAUUGCUCGCAGAUUCCAAACCCCAAGUACACGCCAUUGGAGCAACAAGUGGUCGAGCUCAAGAAUAGGUACCCGGACGUGCUCCUGAUGAUUGAGGUCGGGUAUAAGUACAGAUUUUUCGGGGAAGAUGCUGAAAAUGCAGCUAGAGUACUCGGUAUAUAUGCCCACAUGGACCGGAAUUUCCUGACAGCUAGCGUGCCCACUUUCAGGUUGAAUGUGCACUUGAGGAGGCUUGUUAGCGCAGGGUAUAAAGUGGGAGUAGUGAAACAAACCGAGACAGCAGCCAUUAAGGCCCACGGGUCGAAUAAGAUGGGCCCAUUUUGCCGUGGGCUUUCAGCACUGUACACGAAGGCCACAUUGGAGGCGGCCGAGGAUUUGGGUGGUGGGGAGGAAGGGUGUGGGCCCUGUAAUAAUUAUUUGUUCUGUGUUGUGGAGAAAAUGGCGGGGAAUGUGGAGAAUAAGCUGGACAUGAAGAUUGGAGCUGUGGGGAUUGAGGUAUCGACUGGGGAUGUGGUUUAUGGGGAGUUUGAUGAUAAUUUUAUGAGGGCGCGUUUGGAGGCUAUGAUUUUGCAGUUGUCACCAGUUGAAUUGCUUCUUGGAGCGAACUUGUCUAAGCAGACAGAGAAGUUAUUAUUGGAUUAUGCUGGGCCUUCCUCAAAUGUUCGAGUCGAGUAUGCUUCACAAGAUUUCUUACAUGACCAUGACGCUCGAGCUGAAGUGAUAUUACAAUAUGAUAGCUUAAACCAGAGUGAUAUAACCAAUAGUUAUCAACAGAAGGUCACAACAGCAGAUAUCCAAACCAAUCAGACCUUUUCGGUCGAGGGGAUUAUGGCUAUGCCCGAUUUGGCUAUUCAAGCAUUAGCCUUAACAAUUCAUCAUCUGAAACAAUUUGGAUUUGAGCGAAUUCUGUGUUUGGGGGCUUCAUUUCGGCCCUACUCUGGCAUCAAUGAGAUGACCCUUUCAGCUAAUGCACUACAACAACUUGAGAUUCUGAAGAAUAAUUCUGAUGGCUCUGAGCGUGGCUCUCUUUUCCAAUGCAUGAAUCAUACGUUGACUGUAUUUGGGUCGAGGCUUCUCAGACACUGGGUGACUCAUCCUUUAUGCGACAGGAGCAUGAUAAAUGCACGUCUCGAUGCCAUUUCUGAAAUUCUAGAGUCGAUGGGUUCUGCUAAAUCUUCUGAGAUUGAUUUGGAAGAUGAGAAUUCUGAUGUGACUAUCGUGCACCCUGAUCUUCAUCAUUUACUAUCAUCUGUUUUGACUACAUUGGGAAGAGGACCUGAUGUUCAACGUGGAAUUACAAGGAUUUUUCAUCGAACUUCCACGGCAUCCGAGUUCAUUGCAGUUAUUCAAGCUAUUGUAUUUGCUGGAAGAAAGCUGCAGCAACUCCAUGUUGAAACAGCUGACAGAAGCAAGAAUCUACAAAAGGGAGCCUCUGUGCACUCUGUUCUGUUGAGAAAGUUGAUCAUGACAGCAUCAUCUCCUAGUCUUACUGGUACUGCAACAAAACUCUUGUCGAAACUUAACAGAGAAGCUGCCGCUCAAAAUGAUCUUCACAAUCUAUUUGUCCUCUCUGAUGGGAGUUUCCCAGAGGUGAAAUUGGCGAGUUUAUCUUUACCUGUCGUUGCUGUUGCAAGGACUAAGGUUCAGUUUGCAAAUGAAAUGUUGGAUAAAUUACUACCUCUAUAUCGAAAACAACUGCGCAUGAGCAAUCUAGAAUUUAUAACUGUAUCUGGAGUCACACAUUUGAUAGAGCUAGCCCUUGAUGUGAAGGUACCUUCAGACUGGGUUAAAGUAAACAGUACCAAGAAAACGAUUCGGUAUCAUCCACCUGAAGUAUUGAAGGCCCUGGACCAGUUAACUCUGGCAAACGAGGAGCUCUCUAUUGCGUGUCGAGCCACAUGGGAUGAAUUUUUAAGGACAUUUGCUGGAUACUAUUCUGAGUUUCAGAGUGCUGUUCAAGCAUUUGCCACGUUGGAUUGUCUUUAUUCGCUUGCGAUGCUUUCUAGGACGAAGAAUUAUGUUCGCCCAGAUUUUACAAGUGAUGAUGAGCCCGUUCAGAUUGAGAUCAAAUCCGGUCGACAUCCUGUUAUGGAGAACAUUUUGCAGGAUAAUUUUGUUCCAAAUGAUACGAAUUUACAUGCCGAGGGGCAGUACUGCCAGAUUGUCACUGGGCCGAAUAUGGGUGGAAAGAGUUGCUAUAUUCGUCAAGUUGCUCUUAUAGCUCUCAUGGCUCAGAUCGGCUGCUUUGUGCCGGCAUCAUCAGCAAGGCUGCAUGUGCUGGACGGCAUCUACACUCGAAUGGGAGCCUCCGAUAGCAUUCAGCUUGGGAAAAGCACUUUCUUGGAAGAAUUAACCGAGACAUCUCAAAUUCUCGAGCACAGCACAUCUCGUUCAUUGAUCAUAAUAGACGAGCUCGGGAGAGGAACGAGCACACAUGAUGGUGUGGCAAUUGCAUAUGCUACGUUGCACUAUCUUUUACAGCACAAGAAAUCAAUGGUCCUGUUCGUGACUCACUAUCCUGAAAUAGUCGACGUAAAAAAUGAAUUCCCGGGCUCUGUGGGGCCAUACUAUGUCUCUUAUUUGACGCCAAAAAAAGAGAUGGAUGUUGACUUUGACUUUGACGUUGACCCGGAGCAUGAUGAUGUCACCUACCUUUAUAAACUUGUUCCUGGUGUUUCUGAGAGAAGUUUCGGGUUUAAGGUUGCGGAGCUUGCGCAGGAUAUCAUAUAUCGUGAGAGGUAUAANGCAUUAGACGUGCUAUUGAAAUGGCAGCAAGAUUGGAAGCAGAAGGAGUUUUUCUUUCAAAUAAACCUUGCAUCAAACAAUGAAGAAGAUUUUGGAAAGAGGCUCGACAGUUUGAAGCUUGCCAAAACUCUUGCAAUGGAGCUGGUGAAU